This is a messenger RNA of Brassica oleracea var. oleracea, 561 nucleotides long. RefSeq lists its product as uncharacterized. The record is from RefSeq and is a predicted model, not a curated record. Gene Ontology annotation, molecular function: metal ion binding. The transcript has 3 exons. Lineage: Eukaryota; Viridiplantae; Streptophyta; Magnoliopsida; Brassicales; Brassicaceae. The coding region runs from base 76 to 441 and encodes 121 amino acids.
UAUAUAUGUUUCCAAGUUUCCUCUCCUCUAAUCAUAUUUCCAAAUCCCAUAUUCUUCCCCAUUAAUCUCUCCAUCAUGACGGUUAAGAAAGUUGAGAUGCAAGUGGACAUCAACUGUGGGAAAUGCAAAAACCAAAUCAUGCAGGCUGUCACAGAGCUAGAAGGUGUGAAUCAGGUUGUACUGGAUGAAGAGAAGAGCUUGCUUACUGUAGUGGGCACAAUGGAUCCCAUCUGCAUUGCGGAACAGCUUAGGAAGAUCAAACAGAAACCAGUAGUAGUCAACAUUGGACCACCAAAACCUCCAGAAAAGAAGCCAGAGUGUUGCAAGCCUUGCCUUCCAUACUACAAUAAUACAUGUGACCUUCCAUACUACAACUACAAUACCCGUGACAUGGUAUCAGUUAGCACCUAUGAGAACGGAGGCGGCUGCACCAUUGUUUGAAAAUCCCUCAUUUCAUCUCUUAGCCCUUCAUGUAAAAUCCUGCUCUUUGUGGUCAAGACAAAGUUUCUUAUGCAAUCAUGUUUCAUACUUUCCUGUAAUGAAUCUGUGUUAUUAGCUGAA